AUGAGAGACAAAGGAUUUUCAGCGCUUCGUCCGAUCUUCUGCUUCGCUUCCUUUCUUGUAACGCUGCACCUCGUUUAUGGAGACCUGAGUUAUUCUGUUCCAGAAGAGAUGAAACGAGGGUCUAUUAUUGGAAAUAUUGCAAAGGAUCUCGGUCUUGAUUUGAGGACCUUAUCUUCCCGAAAGGCCCGUGUUGAUUUUGAGGGAUCUAGUAAGCGGUACUGUGACAUUAAUCUGAGUACCGGGGAUUUGACAGCAUUGGAGAGAAUUGACAGAGAAAGUCUUUGUGGCAAGAAACCAUCAUGCUUGUUAACAGUAGAUUUAGUGUUAGAAAAUCCUUUGGAGCUUCAUCGUGUAAGUCUUCACAUUCAAGACGUUAAUGACAACUCGCCAAAAUUCAGAGAAGAUUUGAUUGAAAUGGAAAUUAGGGAGUCUGCUGAGAAGGGCAAUCGCUUCUCCAUCGAGGAGGCCCAUGACGCAGAUAUAGGUCAAAAUGCUGUUCAGAGGUACAGCCUACAAAAAAACGACAACUUUAUUCUCGCUGUUGACAGUAACAAGGUUGAACUCGUACUGGAAAAUAAACUUGACCGAGAGAAACAAAAAGAGCUGAAUUUGCUUCUCACAGCUUUGGAUGGUGGGUCUCCUCAGAGAUCAGGUACCGUAGUCAUACACGUCACUGUGCUGGAUGCUAAUGAUAACGUCCCAGUGUUUAGCCAGACCGUUUAUAAAGCCAGUCUGCCUGAAAACUCUCCUCCUGAUACCAUAGUGAUUAAAGUCAGUGCUACUGACGCAGAUGAAGGAGUAAAUGGAAAUGUGACAUAUCAGUUUGGCCAUGUAUCUGACAAUGAUGUAAAUGUUUUUUCUAUUGAUCCUAAAACGGGAGAAAUUAAAGUAACUAGUGUGAUUGACUUUGAAGAAAGGAAUUCUUUUGAAAUGAGAGUGCAAGCUAAAGAUGGUUUAGGGCUAACAUCGUACGCCAAAGUUAUAAUAGAUGUUACUGAUAUAAAUGAUAAUGCUCCAGUUAUAUAUCUGAAAUCAUUGUCUAACCCCAUACCUGAGAACGUGUCACCUGGUACAGAGGUGGGCAUCAUUAACGUGCAGGACAGAGACUCUGAGAAUAACAGACAGAUACUGUACCCCGCCCCGGAGGGCAACUCCUUCAUGACCGAGCUGGUCCCCAAAGCUGCACACGGAGGCUCUCUGGUGUCCAAAGUGAUAGCGGUGGACGCGGACUCCGGACAGAACGCCUGGCUGUCCUAUCAUAUAGUGAAAUCCACUGAUCCGGGAUUUUCACUAUUGGUCUCCACAGCGGAGAGAUCAGGACACAGGAAAAUGAUGGACCACAGAGGACAAUCGUUCAGUUUUGUCUGUGGCUUUGCUCUUUUUAUCCACAUUACCACCGCAGACCUGAGCUAUUCUGUUCCGGAGGAGAUGAGGCCUGGAUCCAUUGUUGGAAAUAUUGCCAAGGACCUCGGGCUGGAAGUGGGGAAAUUGUUGACUCGUAAAGCCCGUAUUGAUACCGAGGAAAGCUACCAGAAUUAUUGCGCUAUUGAUCUAAAAACGGGAGAUUUUGUCAUCAGGGAAAAGAUUGACAGAGAGGAGUUUUGUGGGGAGAAGGUUUCGUGUAUGCUUAAAUUCGAAUUAGUCCUAGAGAGCCCUUUGGAGCUGCACCGCAUUUCACUGCUCAUCCAGGAUGUAAAUGACAAUUCACCCGUUUUUCCAAAGGAAGUAGUUAAAUUGGAAUUAAGAGAAUCUGCCGACAAAGGAGCUCGGUAUCGUGUCAACGAAGCACAUGAUGCGGACAUCGGGCAAAAUACCGUUAAACAAUACAAUUUACAAAAGAAUGAACAUUUUAUUUUGUCUGUUCGAGAAGAUACUGAUGGAUCUAAGAGCGUGGAGUUGGUGUUGGACAAAGAACUAGACCGUGAGAAAGAGCACGAUUUAAAUUUCAUGCUGAUUGCGGUUGAUGGCGGCAAUCCACAAAGAUCAGGAACUGCAAAUAUACACGUGACUGUGCUGGAUGCCAAUGAUAACGCUCCGGUGUUUGACCAGGCCUUUUACAAAGCCAGUCUGCCUGAAAACGCUGCCCUUGACACGGUUGCUAUUACUGUAAGUGCCAGUGAUGCAGAUGAGGGAAUCAAUGGGGAGGUGACUUAUGAAUUUAGUCGUAUUUCAGAAAGAGCUAAAAAAGUUUUCUCACUGAGCAGUAAAACUGGAGAGAUAAAAGUCAUAGGACCACUUGAUUUCGAGAGUAAUUCUAAAUAUGAAAUGCGCAUCGAUGCCAAAGAUGGUUAUGGACUUUCGUCUGAUUCCAAAGUCAUGAUUGAUAUUACUGAUGUUAAUGACAACGCUCCAGUGAUAUAUUUGAAAUCCCUGGUGAAUCCCAUACCUGAGAAUGUGUCACCUGGUACAGAGGUGGGCAUCAUUAACGUGCAGGACAGAGACUCUGAUACAAACGGACAGGUCCGCUGCUCCAUUCAGCAGAAUGUCCCUUUAAAGUUGGUUCCUUCCAUUAAAAACUAUUAUUCUCUGGUGACCACAGGACAACUGGACCGUGAACUAGUGUCUGAUUACAACAUUACAAUCACUGCCACUGACGAGGGAUCUCCACCUCUGUCCUCCUCUAAAACUGUUGAGUUAUCUGUAGCUGACAUCAACGAUAACCCACCUGUGUUUGAGGAACAGUCGUACAGCGCAUAUGUGACUGAAAAUAACAAACCUGGCUCCACUUUAUGUUCCGUUACUGCUCGAGACCCCGACUGGAGACAAAACGGUACAGUGAUUUAUUCUCUGUUAGCUGGUGAGGUGAACGGUGCCCCGGUGUCCUCCUAUCUGUCUGUUAACGGAGACACGGGGGUGAUCCACGCUGUGAGGUCAUUUGAUUAUGAACAGUUCAGGAGUUUUAAAGUCCACGUGAUGGCCAGAGACAACGGUUCUCCUCCGCUCAGCAGCAACGUGACCGUCAGUGUCUUCAUAUCAGAUGUGAACGACAACUCUCCUCAGAUACUGUACCCCGCCCCGGAGGGCAACUCCUUCAUGACCGAGCUGGUCCCCAAAGCUGCACACGGAGGGUCUCUGGUGUCCAAAGUGAUAGCGGUGGACGCGGACUCCGGACAGAACGCCUGGCUGUCCUAUCAUAUAGUGAAAUCCACUGAUCCGGGACUUUUCACUAUUGGUCUCCACAGCGGAGAGAUCAGGACACAGCGGGACAUUUCUGAAUCUGACAGCAUGAAACAGAACCUUAUUGUGGCAGUGAAAGAUAACGGACAGCCCUCUCUCUCUGCCACCUGUUCCAUGUAUUUACUUAUUUCUGAUAAUUUAGCUGAGGUGCCAGAACUGAAGGAUAUUUCUUAUGAUGAGAAGAAUUCCAAACUGACCUCUUACCUGAUCAUCGCUCUGGUGUCUGUGUCCACCUUUUUUCUGACUUUCAUCAUCAUCAUCCUGGGUGUGAGGUUUUGUCGCAGGAGAAAGCCCAGACUGUUGUUUGACGGAGCAGUCGCCAUCCCCAGCGCUUAUCUGCCUCCUAAUUAUGCAGAUGUUGACGGCACAGGAACUUUACGCAGCACUUACAAUUAUGACGCGUACCUGACAACAGGUUCUAGAACCAGUGACUUUAAGUUCGUGACAUCUUACAAUGACAACACACUUCCUGCUGACCAGACUUUGAAGAAAAGCCCAACAGACUUCCUCGAAGCUUUUAUCGAGUCUGACGAUUCUUCCCAGGUAAAGACUCCAUAG
Messenger RNA from Seriola dumerili (greater amberjack), 3735 nucleotides. Its product is annotated as protocadherin beta-15-like. The transcript is spliced from 3 exons. Gene Ontology annotation, molecular function: calcium ion binding. The record is from RefSeq and is a predicted model, not a curated record. Gene Ontology annotation, biological process: homophilic cell-cell adhesion. The coding region runs from base 1 to 3735 and encodes 1244 amino acids. Gene Ontology annotation, cellular component: plasma membrane. Lineage: Eukaryota; Metazoa; Chordata; Actinopteri; Carangiformes; Carangidae.